This is a messenger RNA of Heterobilharzia americana, 717 nucleotides long. The record is from the annotation of a GenBank genome assembly. Lineage: Eukaryota; Metazoa; Platyhelminthes; Trematoda; Strigeidida; Schistosomatidae.
AGGUUAAGAAAUUGAAGAUUCAAAGUGAUAGACUUAGGUCAAGAUGUACAGAAGUCAUUCAUAAUAAUACAAAUAGUAUACAACAACAAAAUGAUCUUCAUUCAGAUGAUAAUUAACAACUGUACAUUUACUACAGAAGGUAAAAAUGAUUCAGAAAGUAAUAAAAAUAUAAUGAAACAAAAGAAUUAUCUAAUUGGAUUAAAUAAGACUGUUGUAAUCAAUACAAAUAUUGUUACUAUUCUACAUGAAUGGAAAGUUUAUUUGGAUAGAGAGAAAGAGCAAAGAAAUAAACUCUAUGAACUAGAAUCAGGAGCAUUUACAGAUGUAGCUUAUCAAGCAUGGAAAACGGAAGAAGAGGCUAAAAUCAAAUUGAAUCAAUUAAAACAAAUGGAACAUAAUCGUCUGAAUACAAUGAUAAGUCAUGAAGAAGCUUCAUCAAUUGCUAAAUAUAAUCUUUAUUGUAAACGACGUAGUAAUGUUAAUCAACUGAAAAGUGAAAAAAAUCAAAAGUUAAUGGAAUUAAUGAAUAAAAAGAAGCAACAACAGGCUACAAUCAAUGAAUUAGCUAAAGAGAUUUCUACUUCACAUAGAAAUGCUAAAAUUGCCAAAAAGAAAGUGAUAAAAGAAAAACAUAAAUUAGGUUUGUUUCUAGACGUUUUUCUUCUCUUUUCCUUUCAAUUAUGUUCAUACAACCUGAUGAAGUAUAAUACAUGUUAG